UAAAGAGCCGGAACUCAUGGCUGUUUAGGAAAUGCGGAGAGUGAUAUUCCUGUUUCGGUCUCAAUGACUCCCGCAUAUAUAAGUGCACUAAAUAGGGUAUAAGGUAGCAGCUUUUACACCCCGUGUCCGAGCUGUUUGGGGUUUUAAUCUCAUUCUUCAGCUCUCACUGUAGUCAGGGUUUAACGCAUGCGCUCUGUGAUGGUCAAUAAGUGCCUUUAUUCAUCACACAGCUCGGUGAACACAAAAAAGUUAUAUGGUGUGUGUGUAGGUGGAGUUGAGUGCUAUGGCAGGAAGCUCCCAGGCAGAGAAACACUUCAGAUUUGUGGUCGUAGGAGGAGGAAUUUCAGGGGUCACUUGUGCAGAACAGCUGGCCUUCCAGUUUCCUAAGGAGGAAGUUGCUCUUCUGACUGCUGCUCCACUGGUGAAGACUGUGACUAAUUUAAGACAGGUUUCCAAGACUUUGGAGGACUUUGAUGUGGAAGAACAGCCAUCCAGCAUCUUGGAGGAGAAGUAUCCUAAUCUGAAGAUUAUUCACUCAGCAGUCAGAGUCCUCCAUGCAAAACAGCAUGUGCUGCAAACUGAGGAUGGACAAAACCUCCAUUAUGAGAAGCUGUGUGUGUGCACCGGUGCCAGGCCGAAACUCAUCACUGAGAAGAACCCUCAUGUGCUGGGCAUACGGGACACAGACAGUGCCCAGGAUUUUCAGAAGCAGCUUUCCAAAGCCAAGCGCAUGAUGGUCAUUGGGAAUGGAGGAAUUGCUUUGGAAUUGGUCUAUGAAGUGGAGGGCUGUGAGGUGAUCUGGGUGAUAAAGGACAAGGCCAUAGGGAAUACGUUCUUUGAUGCUGGAGCUGCUCAGUUCCUCAUCCCCUCACUGGAGGUGGGGAAGUCUGAGAAAACACUGCCCUGCAAAAGAGCACGCUACACCACCGACAGAGCCGCAAAACCUAAAGCAGGUUCACCAGAUCUUGGUAGUGCCUUAGGUCCAGACUGGCACCAAGACAUCAGUCUAAGAGGAGCAGAGGAGGUUUCACACAACGUGCAUGUAGAGUAUGAGUGUGAGCUUGAAGCAAUCCACUCCCAGCAAGACUUCAUGCAAUCACCACUCUAUACACAGAACAGUGAUUUAGGGGUGUGGCCAGAGUAUGCACAGCUAACUAAUGGGAAGGUAUAUGGCUGUGACUUCAUAGUCAGUGCUACAGGUGUGGUGCCAAAUAGCAAACCUUUUCUUCAAGGUAACAAUUUUAAGCUAGCAGAGGAUUGUGGCCUAAGGGUAGAUGAGCACAUGCGGACGUCUGAACCAGAUGUGUAUGCAGCUGGAGAUGUGUGCAGUGCAGGCUGGGAGCCUAGUCCCCUUUGGCAGCAGAUGCGAUUGUGGACUCAGGCACGUCAGAUGGGCUUCUACGCUGCGCGCUGCAUAGCAGCCCACGUCCUGGAGGAGGCCAUCGAGCUGGACUUCUGCUUCGAGCUCUUUUCACACAUCACCAAGUUCUUUAACUACAAGGUGGUGCUGCUGGGCAAGUUUAAUGCUCAGGGCCUGGGCUCGGAUCAUGAACUGCUGGUGCGCUGCACUAAAGGCCUGGAAUAUGUGAAGGUGGUGUUGAGUCGAGGGCGCAUGGUGGGGGCUGUCCUUAUCGGAGACACUGACUUGGAAGAGACCUUUGAGAACCUCAUCCUCAACCAGAUGGAUCUGUCCUCAUAUGGGGAGGAGUUGCUUAACCCUGACAUUGAUAUUGAGGACUACUUUGACUGAAUUAAGAUGCUGAGGAUUCUGCAUUAGGAUUAGGGAUUGUGCAGGUGCAUAUAAAGUUGAAGUUGUAACAUUUAUAAAACAGGGAUAAUGCACCUCUACCAAUGUAAGUGCAACACUAUUUGAAAUUAGCUGUAUGUGGGUUCUUUAAAGUGUUUUUUUUUUUUUGUUUUUUUUUAAAUAAAGGUAACUUUAUUGCCAGUAUUGCAAUA
This is a messenger RNA of Neoarius graeffei (lesser salmon catfish), 1959 nucleotides long. It is a transcript of the gene pyroxd1, whose product is annotated as pyridine nucleotide-disulphide oxidoreductase domain 1. Bases 284 to 1750 code for a protein of 488 amino acids. Gene Ontology annotation, molecular function: oxidoreductase activity; flavin adenine dinucleotide binding. The transcript is spliced from 13 exons. Lineage: Eukaryota; Metazoa; Chordata; Actinopteri; Siluriformes; Ariidae. The record is from RefSeq and is a predicted model, not a curated record.